AUGUCCGCCUCAACGUCUACUGCGGUCCCCGCCGCUCGCCCAAAUCCCUCUUCCCCCGGAUCGUCGCGCAAGGUGGCAAAGGCCUCUGCGUCGUCGUCUGCGCCGUCCUCCAGGUCCCGACCUGUUGACCCAUUCUAUGGGCACGAAGAGACCGCCCUGUUGUGUGCGCGCUUUAUCAGCUCGCUGUUCCAGUGCCCCAACAUCCCCGCCGCUACCCACGCUGGUGCGCCCACCCCGUCCUUGGCACACUUUGUUGCCUACGCCCUCCACCGCACACGACUCCCAUCCGUCGUCACUUUUGCGGCACUCCUAUUGUUGCAGCGCCUCAAGACUCGCUUCCCUGCCGCACGCGGGUCAUCUGGGCACCGCCUCUUCAUCUCUGCCUUUAUGAUCGCCUCCAAGGUGAUCUGCGACGACACGUACUCGAACCAGUCCUGGUGCAUCGUUGGGCAAAAAAUGUUCCAGCUCAAGGAGAUCAACCAGAUGGAGCGCGAGAUGUGCGGUUACCUCGAGUGGAACCUCAACGUCUCCGGCGAGGACGUGGCCGAGUUUGAGGCAUUGGUCCGUGCGGAUCACGGGGCACGACCUGCCAUGCGCAUGUCGGCGAACAUCCCAGAGCCUGCUAGCAGCAUGGCGUCUAUUCCUCACUCGGUUGCUGCUGCUGCGUACCCCUCUCCGGAGGCUACGCCCAACGGGAUCGGUGCUCGGCCAAUCCGGCCCGUUCCUACGCCCUCGUACAAGCGCUCGCACACGGCUUUUCCGUCCCCAGCCUCGUCGACCCGCAACCCUUACCUCAACGUCUCGCCUCAGCCCCCAGCACUAGCGUCGGCAUCUUCGUCCCUGGCGUCGUCGCCCGCGUCUGAGGACUGCAAGACGCCAUCACCCGUCGCGAUGGUUUCCAAACCCAAGCGGCCAUCGUCCAUGCGCACCCACUCGUCCAAGUCGGUCUCUGACUUUGAUCACGGCUUUGCGUCCAACGUCAGGGCGGCUAUGCAAGCUGGAGGGCAACCCUUGAGCGUCGGAGUCUGGUAA
Messenger RNA from Cutaneotrichosporon cavernicola, 1032 nucleotides. RefSeq lists its product as uncharacterized. Bases 1 to 1032 code for a protein of 343 amino acids. Gene Ontology annotation, biological process: regulation of cyclin-dependent protein serine/threonine kinase activity. NCBI's taxonomy places the organism in Eukaryota, Fungi, Basidiomycota, Tremellomycetes, Trichosporonales, Trichosporonaceae. The record is from RefSeq and is a predicted model, not a curated record. Gene Ontology annotation, molecular function: cyclin-dependent protein serine/threonine kinase regulator activity; protein kinase binding. The transcript is spliced from 2 exons. Gene Ontology annotation, cellular component: nucleus; cyclin-dependent protein kinase holoenzyme complex.